Schistosoma turkestanicum is the source of this 4477-nucleotide messenger RNA. NCBI's taxonomy places the organism in Eukaryota, Metazoa, Platyhelminthes, Trematoda, Strigeidida, Schistosomatidae. The record is from the annotation of a GenBank genome assembly.
CUAGAGCGGGCUCUUGAAUAAGUGUCCUUUUAGUUUCCAAAGUAGCGCCGGGAUAUCCUUGUCUGAUUACUCUCCAACAGCUUUUCCUCACAUAAAAGUCUUGUAACAGGCCUAUGAUUUGUUUUAUUUGAAUUCACAAUGUCAGUCAGGAGAUGUACUGAUCCCGUAUAUCUCCAGUUUGUGUGGAAUGCAAUUGAAGCAUGCUCAAGGGAUUCCAUUGAGUCCUCUUUUCACGAGUUGUUAUCAUUUAUCCAAAGAGAAUGUGAUUCUAAAUGCACUGCAGGGAAACUUCAAAGUGAACUUUCAAACGCCAUAAGCGAUGGUUGCAUAGAGUGUAACCAACGCUGUUAUGUGAAACGCGAUCCAAUGCCUAAAGUGAAGGAUAAACAUGAUUGGUAUUGCUUUGAAUGUCACGGACCGGGUCAUGUUGUAUCUUGUCCAACUUGUUUUAGAGUAUACCACCCAGAUUGCCUACCAGUUGCUUUAUCAUCACAGCUGUCAUCUAUCAUACCUAGUGAAGCUGGUAGUUCCGAAGCCAAUUCAAAUAUGUCGAGUGGAUUGCCACCAGCCAGCCCAUGUCCUGUAUGUCAGAGGUUAUCGCGUGCAUCUAGUAUAUCAAAUCCUAUCGGCGCAUCAGAGUUGCAUAAAAUAUUUCAGGUUGUUCUCGAUCGAAUCCGCAACAAAGUUAAUUGGAAAACUAUGCAGGUUGUUGGGUACUUAAAUGAACCCUUACGAAAUAACUACCUCGUAUUCCGGCAAGUUAAUACCCGUCUAAUGACUGAACGUAUGCGAGCAGAUCCAUCAUCUAAAGACUGUUAUCCUAAUCGAACUUCCCUUCUGGUUGAUGUGGAUUUACUAAUUCACAACACCGCGAUUUUUUAUGGUUCCAAAAACGAUAUGAGCAACAUGGCUCGACAGAUACGUUCUCAGCUGGAACGAGAACUGCGAGAAUCUUCUUUCUGUGUAGAUUGUUACUUGCGUCUUCAUUCAGCAUCAGCAAAUAAAUUAACAGCGCCUUGUCGAGUUGCUCAUCGUCUCCUUUGGUUCCAACACAAUGGCUGGUCUUUUCGCCCUUGCAAAAUGUUAUAUGAGAGUACAGAGGGCUACGAGGUAGUUUGCUUCGGUGGGCGACAUGAGAGAGUUUUCGUUCCGCUAGCGAGAGCAUUCGAUAUGAAUUUUACGGCAGAUGAACUUGGCUUACGGGAAACACCACCUUUGAAAAAAGCACUGAAUGAAGCUGAAGAGUAUAAAACAAACCAAGCAAGUUUUGAUCGACAAAUGAAGAAUUAUUCUGAUCAGUUACCAAAUAACAUGCUAAAUGAACCUAUUUCGAUUGAUCCAAUAAUAAAUAAUCUAACCAAUGAACCUAUAUCCAAUAAGACAUUCUCGAAAAAUUCUACUUCUCCCCUUUUAAGAAAGAAAAGACCUGGUAAGCGUCCAUUGUCUACCAGACCUCACAAUAAGAGCUUCAACGUAUCACCUGAAAUGCAAGCUUUCAAAUCCCGUAAAUCCACUGGGACUAAUUCACCUAUGUGGUAUCCUGCAUCACUACAUUCUACGUCCCGACGUGACUCACAUUGGUCAGAUACUUUGAAGAAUGUUACUGAAGAUAACUUAACCUCCUUAUCAUCAUUGAAUAGUGACAGUGAUGAUCCAGAAACCAAACUCCGCAUCUCAGAACCUGCUUCUGAGAAUCUAAGUGUAAAUAAAUCAUCUAUGAAACUAUCAAUACCUCUCUUACCUACUCCGCCAAAAAGAAAAUCACACAAAAGAAAGCGGUGUAAUGAAACGCUUCCAAGACCCAGUUUCUCUAAUGGCGUGUCAGCUGUCCCUCCUAGCUGUGAUUCCAGUUCAUCCGAGCUUUCAGCAGCAUCGUUUACCGCGAAAACACAGAGAACUAUACGCAUAAAACCGUUGCCUUUUAGAAGUGAAAGCAACGACAUUCCUCUUUGUGUAAAGGAAGCAAACCCGUCUCUCCCUAGAUUAACGUGUGUUGACAGUCAUGUCGUGCGCACAGAACCUGUAUACAGUAUGUCCUCCUCAUCCUCUGCAGCAUCUGGUCCUUCAUCUGAUCGUACAACUGUUCCCGCUCUUGCCUCUGGUGGUCAUACCCCUCCUGAUUCAUCAGCUUUUUCGGCCUCCUCAACAUACUCUGAUUUUUCAAAGAAAUCACGUGGGCGUCCACCUAAGACUCAUAAGUCAAUAAAGUCUUCUUUGCCUUCAGCGAGUGUCAAAUCUUUCACCGAAAAUUCUGAUGAUUGUUCUUCCACACGGUUAGUCUUAUCUGCAAGAAACACCUAUGGGCUCCCAGCUAAAAAUAAACAUAGUCUUCUGACAGUGCCAAUAAGUUCCCCUAUCCGAACGGAUAGAAUACCUGUUCCAAAUGAAGACAAACAACUUCCAGUGUGUUCCCUAUCUCCACCUUCAUCCUUAUCUGACGCGGAAUCGGAUUUGUCUUCUCUUUCUUCUUCAUCCUCUACCGUGUCAUCAUCAUCGUCUCAGUUGUCAUCUUCCUCCUUGUCUUCAACAUCCACACUUUCAUCUCCCGCUCUGCGAUUAUCUUUUUCCACGCUAAAACCAAAAGUAAAUGAUGAACCGUCGACUGCUCGACUCAAGCAAAAGUCAUCGAAAAAAAUCUUAACACCUUUGCACGGUCAGUUAAGUCUCAAAACGCGCGAAGAAAUGACAAAAGAAUCUGACUGUAGUCAACACGUUCCCAUACUAACUAAACCAAUUACAUCAUCCCGCCGUGAUUUGGAAAUAAAGGAACAUUUUCGAUCGUCCUCACGACCUAGUGCCGUAACUACUUUCAAAAAUACAGAUUUGAAUAAUGACUAUCAGGAUGAAGACAUCGGAUUCUGUAUGGUUUCUCCAGAAAAGAGCUCAAAGCCUGAAAAGCUCAAUGGGAUUCUGCGCAUUCCUAGUGAUGGUAAUAAUUCUAUUGACAAUAAAUCUCAGAGUUCUUCGGCACCCAACUCAUCCGUCAAAAAUUUCGCUUUUGACAGCCCAAAUACUAAACUCAAUUCUAAAACUGUUCAUCCUUCUGGCUGGUCUAGUGGGACGAAAAUAUUGUCUACAUUCAACGACCAGACAUCUGGAGCACCCCAGCUUACUCAUCCUACUGGGACACAUCUCGCUACUGGUCCAACUCCUCCUUCGAACUCUUCGGCAUCUUCGUCAUGUUACUCUUCAGUCUCACCAGCUGCUCUUUCAUCCACCUCUGGUUUAGGUUCGAGUUUAAGUGAUCCGAAAUCAGUAGAUGCGUCACCUGGUGAAGUAGCGACUAUGUUGGGUAAUGCACCUUUUUCUUGUUCAUCAGGCAGUGGAAAUGGACCAGUUGCUCAUUUGCAGUCUGAUAGUAAUAUGAUGAAAGCUGAGGAACGUAUUCACCGAAUAUAUGCUGAUCGACUUAUUGCCUUGACAACUGAGAGAGACCAAGCUCGGGAGGAAGUUCAUCGACGCGACAUCUUAAUAUCUGAACUCCGUCGUGCACAUGAAGCAGAAAUAAAAAGAGUUAAACAAAGAACGUGGUGCCAAGUAUGUCUAAAUGAAGCGUUCUACCAUUGUUGUCCUGGAACGGCAUACUGUUCAGAAACAUGUCAAUUUGAACACUGGACAGCUCAGCAUAAUCGUGAUUGUCGUCGUCGGACAGAGUCACAACAAAUUCAUAGCUAGCAUACAUAUAUAUAGUCUUUCCUUAUCUCAUGAUGGUAUUGUGAUAAUAACGCGUUCUUGGGAUUUUACCAUUAUUGUUUGUAGAAUUAGUGAUAAUGAAACUAUUAGUCAUGAACUUUCUUACAAUUAUUCUUUCUUGAAAGACCUAGAACUGCGCUAAACCCGGAAGUCAAUAAACUUAUUUCAUCACUGAUACUUCUAGAUAGAUUUAAUUUCCUUUUCUCAAACUGAUUAUUUGCAGAUUGAUGAAUUUCCCAGGCGGAGUUAUUUACAAUUGUGUAUGUGUAUGAAUAGAAAUACACAUGUAAAUUAAUCCCUUGUAUUUGUUUAUUUUUUUAUAUCUUUUAAUUUCUGUCUGUGAUUCAUACUAUUUGAUCUUUGUUUCUUGUCUUAUAUUUACCGUUUCAUACUACUGCGAUGAAAAUUAAUUUAUUGUCUAUGUAAAUACGUCUCACUGAAUGUUGUUUUGCAAUAAACAAAUCAAAGAUGCUUAAUUAACAAUCUAAUAGUUGUAGUAAUGUAUUAGUUACAAUAACUCACAUAGAUCUAAGCACUCGUUUUCUUCUUUCUGUUCCUGAAAAUGUUCCGUUUGCGUAAUUUUUUUGAAUUAGUAUAAUAUUUUUCAGAUGGCAGUCAUUUUGUCUAUAUAAUUCUUUUUCUUUUUUUAAAGUAUAUCCCCAAAUAGCUUAUAUUGCUAAACAUUAUUAUUGUGAAUAGGAGGUUGAAAUGUUUACGCAUUCAUAUAAAUGGUAACGUGCAUACACAGUUCAUUCAUUAAUUUAUGUUAAUGCAUAAAGAUGUA